Plasmodium knowlesi strain H is the source of this 20439-nucleotide messenger RNA. RefSeq names its product conserved Plasmodium protein, unknown function. The record is from RefSeq and is a predicted model, not a curated record. NCBI's taxonomy places the organism in Eukaryota, Apicomplexa, Aconoidasida, Haemosporida, Plasmodiidae. The transcript is spliced from 14 exons. Gene Ontology annotation, biological process: axonemal central apparatus assembly; cilium movement. Bases 1 to 20439 code for a protein of 6812 amino acids. Gene Ontology annotation, cellular component: axoneme.
AUGGAAGAAGUCUACACCAUCGGGGUGAAGGAUAACAAUUUUGGGUUCUGCGGAAACAAGGAAAAAGAUGAUAAAUGUGACGAAGAAGAAGGGGGGGGUUCCCCUUUUCUGAGGCCCUCCUACUUUGUCCACAAUAGAGAAAAGGCUUUAAAGCAAUUUAUCAGGAAACAAAAUGAAAGCAUGACAAAAAAGGGCAUCUUAAAGGAUAACAUUUCUUGCAACUAUUUUCAGAUCACCCCAGACAUCGUUACCUUCACUUCUUAUGCCCCUUUCAGAAAAUACGAAAGGGUGGUAACGUUAAAAAAUAUCGAUGCCAGUGCCAGAAACAUAAUGUUGGAGUUAGGAGAAAAUCAUGUCUUCAAAGUGAAGUACAUUUCGGAUGUGAAAAAAAAGGUUGCCCCCGGGAUGCUAUUUACCUUCAAGGUGGAAUUUUACCCGCAGUCUUGUGAAAACUACGAAUAUGAUCUGGGUAUUCAGACAGAGGGUAAAUCCUUUACAUUGCCUAUACGCUGCAUGAACGAUGAACUAAUUUUGGAUGUGCAAGACGAGAUAAAGAUGAAUGAAACCCCAAUUUAUAUGAAGAGCGAAAAAAGCAUAACGAUAAAAAAUAUCGGGAAAUACGAAAAUAAAUUUCAAAUCAUCGUAGCACCUCCCUUUUAUGUUAAUUCUUCUAUCCAUGUGCUGAAGGAGGGGGAGAUGAUAGAAACGAAGGUCACGUUCUUGCCUGUCCAGAAAAGAACUUACGAAGGCUAUAUGAUAAUAAAUUAUGAAAAUGGAAUAAGGACUCACACAAAAAUACGAGGAGAAGGAAUUGUGGCCGAAGUCUUAAUAAAGGAUAAGGAUCUCACUGCUGAGGACGUGUACAUUAAUAAACCGAAAGAAAUAAAUAUUUCCAUUAAAAAUUUAUCCUUCUUUUUGUUAACAUAUAAUAUAACAAAGUAUCAUGUGUACGAGUGUAAAUAUGAUGACCCUUCAACGGAUAUAAAAGAUGUGACCUUCGACGAGGGGGACAAAAUAAUCCAAAAGACGUUCAUUCCGGAUAGCCAAUUGUUGGACGAAAAUAUUGUAGAAAAUGCUCUAUACAAAAAUGAUGAAUCUUUCCAGGGGGGUGGCGGAAGCGGAAUCAGCAAUGGGGAUAGCACAAACAGUAGCAACAGCAACAGCAACAGCAGAAGCAGCAGCAGUGACGACCACAGAUGGGGAAGAAGCUCCACUGGAGAUAACCUACCAGAGGGGGAAUUCCAAAAGGAGGGCGAAGUAGAGGGCGGAAAAAAUGACCCAUUUCAUUCUGAGGCUUCAGAUAGAUCAGUCCUAUCACAUUAUGAUGAUCGAAAAAAGGGUAAAAAAAAAAAUAAAAUAAUCAUAGACAUAUCCCCCAAGUUCAAGAAACUGUACAGCGACACAAACACCCCCAUUACUAUUACACUGUGCCCCCAGUUUGCUUCAUUUUACAAAAUAGAAAUAUUCUUAUUUAUAAGAGGAUACAGAAAGGAAGAAAAAAUAGUUGUGUACUUGAAAAGUAUAGCACCGGAAAUUGUCAUAAAAAAAAGGAUCUGCAAAAUUGAUGACAUUCUUAUUAACACAUGUAGAAGGCUAUCCUUCGAACUGGUGAACAAUACUCAGUUUGAUGUUCCCAUGAAAGUAGAAAAAGUAGAGGAUGAUUAUAACGAAUUUGAAGUUGCACACAGAAAAUUUACAUUACUGAAAAAUUCCACCCAUUCUCUGGAAAUGGUAUAUAUGCCAAAAGUGAAUGGGGCAUCAGAGCAGACAUUCAUAAUUCAUCAGAAGUAUACAAAUGUGAAAAGAAAAUUACAGGUAGUGAGUAAGUGCAGUUUUCCGCAAGUCUUAUUAGACGUAGAAGUAAUAAACUUUAAUCAAGUGUCACACAGCUUUGAGUACAAAAAAACAAUUACCAUAAUUAACAAUUCUGAAUUGACUCUUCACUACGGAUUUAAUAUUCCUAACGAAUUGAAAGAUGAAGUAAAAAUUGAAAAAAAUUAUAACAAGUUGGAAAAUUGGGGGGAAGAAAAAAUCAUCUUAUCAUUUUACCCUAAACAAAUAAAAACAUACAUGACUAGUAUAGAACUUUACCUAAAUGAAAUUCAAACUUAUAAAAAGAAUCUACCUUUUCGUGCUAUUUGUUCAAAGCCGAAAGUAUUAUGUGAACCAGUUUUUAUCAACAUAGAACCUAUGAUUAUAGAUAAAAUGUACAACGAACAAAUUAACCUGAUUAACAAGUCGGAAGACGCCGAUGUGAAAUAUGAAUUAUUUGUGGACGAAGAUAUUUACUACAUAUGUGACUUGCACAUUUCUCCGAAGGAUGGAGUUAUCAGAAGAAAUCAUGUCCAAAGUGUCAACAUUAGCAUAAAGAGCAAAAUUAUAGGGUACAUCCUCAUCGUGGUUAAGGUUAAAAUAUCUGGGUGUGAAGAUCUCUUAUUUUUAAAUAUUAAGGCUUACUGCACUUGUCCCACCGUAAAAAUUAUUCCUAGUAUAAUUGAUUUUGAAAAAUGCAACUGUUUAGAUGUAAAAGAAAAAGUCAUUGAAAUAAAAAACGAAAGUCCGAUUAGUACCUUUAUCAGCUUGUCCAACGAGCUACCUAUCUUCACUUACUCUAAAAAUAACUUCUAUAUAGAACCAAACGAAUCUGUCUUUGUUCCUGUUUAUGUUGAGUGCUUAGAUACGACAGCGUACACGGACACGCUGCGGGUGAACGUUCAUCGGAAGGAGGAUAUUUUUAUUCCUCUAAAGGCACAGGGAGUCGGAUCGCCCAUCCUGGUCAACCAAAGCGGCAUAAACUUCGAAGUCACUCACACAAGCAAAAAAUACAUCCGCGAGCUGAUCAUAUCCAACAGAGGGACAAGCGAAAGGAAUGUUUACUUCCUCUUCGAGUCCGAAAAGAAAAGAAAAAAAAAAAAUGAAAAUCCUGAAAUAUUUGGCGUGACCCCAAGGAGCGUGUCCAUCAAAGGGGGAAACGAAGUUGUGUGUAUUGUAAGCGCGCUCAACUGGAAAGAGGAGAAGUGCGAAGAUAUUCUCUACGUGCAUGAAGAUACAAUCGGUAAGAAGAAAGUGUGUACUAAUUUUAAAAAAAUAAAAAUAGAAGCUUCGUUUGUUCAUCCGGAGAUCGAAAUAUGCGACAUUGAGAAUUUUGUUUAUGAUUUUAAUGAGCAAAGGGGAGUGGAAAAAAGCGACUGGGAUGGACACCCCACGGAGAAGUGCCAAAAUUAUGUAGACGAAAGAGGAGGAAGUAAACCAAAGAAUCGUGUUACCCAUUCGAAAAAUAUGAAAAGAUUAAUGCAAGAAGUUGAAAUGAAGAAUCUGCGAAAUACAAAUGUGAAAUUCAGCUUGUCUACGAAGUUGCCCUUUUCUGUGGAGCAAGAAGUAAUAGAACUGAGAGCAAUGGAAAAAAAAAAAAAUCGAAUUUUUUUUGACGUGGAUUUUAUGAAUAACAAAAUUAGUAACACUUAUCAAGAUCAUCUGAUCGUCCAGUUUGUGGAAAAUGGAAGAAGACAGAAAUAUGAAUUGCUUGGGAAGACGAUAUAUCCGAAUAUUGUGAUGAAUAAAAGUUCUGUAGACUUUCAGUACAUUUUAAAAAAUUUAUUUGCCCAAGAAACUGUGGAAAUAAAAAAUGUGUGCAAUUUUAAAGUGUACUUCCAGUGGUUUUUUGAAGAAAAUAAUAUGUAUGAAAAUUUUAAUCAAGUUUUUAAUAUAAUUCCUCAUAGAGGUUUUUUACUGCCUUACGAAAAAAAACAAAUAACGCUUACAUAUAACAGCAUAAAUGAAAACUACUACAAUGUUAAUGCUUUAUGUCAAAUUAAGGAUGGUCCCAUUUAUCCUCUGAAAUUGAUAGGUGGAUAUUCAGACAUUAAAUAUAGCAUCAGCAAGAGGGAGUUGAAUUAUGAUAUACACUAUAAAUCCGUUGGCGAAGAUUUGCUAACCAUCCAAAACACAGGAAAAAUUAAACUUUUCGUAGAAAUUGUUUAUAAUAUAAAAUUUCCUUCUUUACUUUAUACAAAUGUGAAUAAUUUUUUUAUCGAACCACACAACACUAAGGACAUCAUUUUUUACUUCAUACCUGGUAUUCCGCAAAACGUGACGGAGACCAUUUUGCUUAAAAUUUGCAACUUUGAGGAAAUUAAGGUGACCUUACGUUCCAGGGACAGGUCGAGUGUAUUGCUUCUGACUGUCCAAGGUGUUGAGGAUGGAUGUGCUGAUAGGAGAAAUGGAGAACUGGCGGAUGAAGUGUGCCCCCAAGAAUGUGAUCCAAAGGGUGGAAUAAAAAAUGGGGAGGGGAAGAAGAGCGAAUUUGACCCCGUAGACAGUUUGAUAAGCAAAGUCUUUUUACCUGAUAACGAGAAAUCGCACUAUGAAAAUCUUCGAAAGGGGCUGAUCCAAAGGCUGAAAAGCAGAUAUGCGGGGGUAUUCCUUUCCCUCAGCAGGCAUAUCGAAGAAAUACUGGACCUCUAUCACGACCGCGUGGGCGAAGCUAGCGCGCAGGGGGUGCACAUAGAGAUGAAUGACGAAGGAAUGGGUAUAAUAGGAAUACUGGGUGACGAGCAGGAGUUGGACAAAACGGCAGAAUCGGGCGAAUCCGGUGAAUCCGGCGAAUCUGGUCAAUAUGUUGAAGCCCACAGGGCGAGCCAAAUAGACAACUUAUCCGUCUACUCAACUAAAAAAAUGGACUCGUCCGAAAGUUCCAAGCGCAAGUACAACCUCAUAAGUAUCUUAAAAAGCUACUCCACGAAAAACAGCGGUCUUUGUAGUAUCUUUUCCGAUUUACUGAAAUCCUUCAUUUUGAACCAAAAGGAUGACAAGUACAUUCUCGGCAGCUUUUCCAAAUUGAAAAAAUUAGCCAACUUCGAGAAGCUUUCCUGCCAGGGAUACGUGAGCAACGAGUACAUCUUAAAAUACCUAAAGAGAGUAAUUUUAGAAAACAACAGCGAGAUGCAACGGGUUUGCUUAAAUAUGGGCAAUGUAACGAUAAAGGAAAAGAAGGAAGGAAUAAUUACGCUAAAAAAUUUAAGUAGAGACAAUGUUAAAUUAAGUUACCAUUUGAGUAAUCCAGAAAUGAAGAACACAAUAACAUUAGCAUGUGAAUAUAAAGAAGUAGAUAAGGACAAUUCCAUCAACUUAAAAAUUAUAAUUGAUAAUAAGUGCGCGAAGGAAAAAUUAUUUUCAGAACAAAUGUUCAUAUUCAUGAAUGACAGGAACUACUACACAGUGGAUAUAAAUUUCAAUUACAUUAUUCCAGAUCUCCAUCUAUAUUAUAGACAAAUACAUUUUGAAAAAGUGCAAGUGAAAAAGUGUUUAUGCAAAACGAACCGAUUGAUAAAUAUCAAAAAUGUGAAUGUAAAAUUUAAAGUGAAAAAUAUUAUUUUCCACAAUAAAAAGUUAGAAUAUUAUCACUUAAAGAGAAAGGCCCAAAUUUUUAUAAUACCCAGUAAGGGGAUCAUUAAGAGUAAUUCAUUUUUGGACAUACGCAUAUUCUUUGAGCCUUCGGAUAUUUAUAAAAAUGCCAAAAUAACUAUCGAGCUCUUUAUUUAUCAUUCCAAUUUUACGAAAAGCAUAGAUAUUUAUCUGAACAGCGUUAAAGAUCACGUGCAGGCUGACCCCAGUGAUAUUAUUGUCAGACCACUCCUCCUCAAUAGUGGAGAUGUACAUUACAAAAUGAAAAUUACCAACUUUAACAGCCAUUCCAAAUAUCUGUUUAUUUACAACUUGGAUAACUACUAUAAAUACUUCCAGAGCUUCCUAUAUGAUCUCUUGUCCAUCCACUCACAUAUAUACAUUGAAAGGAACGAUGAAGGCGAUUUUUUUUAUAGCAAUUUGAUGCACUACUUGAUGGGCGUGUACAGAAGGCAGUUAGAUCAAAUAAGAUAUAGCGACAAAGGGGGGAGAGGUAUUAUGAACGAGGAUUUAAAUAGUUAUCUCACACAAAGUUGGCACAGCAGGGGGGAUCGGGAGGAGCACCAAGGAGUCGUGCACGAGGAGGAAGCUGUCAAACUGGAUGAUGAGACCAAAAUAGGGGAUAGACCCAUCAUACAUGUAAAAGAUCAAUCUGUAAAUGAUGAGAGAGACAAAAAGGGAAAAUGUAAAUCCAAAAAGAGAAAGGAAACGGAAAGAGGAAAAGAAAAUGACAAAGCAGAUGAACUAACAAACAAGAAGGAAAAACUUAAUGAUAUACUAGCCGAUUGUAUACCUCCAAAAGAAGAUGAUCCAAACGGUGCAGUAGGUACAGUCCCGAACGACGAACAAAGGAAUAUCAAAAUUUUAGAAAAUAAAAUUGCCAUCUUAGAGGAACUUAUGCAGAAAAACGAAAGCAAGUAUAAAUACUUUGAAGAAUAUUUAAAAAUAAUAAAGGUGAAAAAAAAAAUAAAACAAAAUUUCCUGAUCAUUUGUCCAAAAUAUGUGAAUCAUAAGGGGAUUGGAAGGUACGUGGUGAAUAAUACACUUUUGAAUUUUUCUUCCAUAAGAAGAACAGAAACGUGUAGCGACCCUGACAAUGAUAGCAUCCUAACUAUUGGAGAAAUAAUACGAUGGUGUAACGAGAUUAACGAGAAGGACAACUACCCGUCCAUCGUGAAAAGGAGCUUCAUUCAUUACAUCAUUCACGAGAAGAACAUAAACCGGAAUAGACAUUCUACCAAGAAGCUAAGGACAUCUAACAGAAGAAUGAACGAAAGUUUGUCGAAUACCGCGAAUGCAACCUAUUCUGAGGAUUGUGCAAUUUCUGGUCAGAUGUAUCAGAACUGCUUAGACUAUUACGUGAGUGAAGUGUUAAAUGUGGAAGAGAAAAAGAGGGACCAAGGAAAAUGUGAAGAUGACAUAAACACGAAUGGCGGCACAAAAAUUAAUGAAGAUAAAGAAUCACACCUAAUUUUAAGGGGAGAUGAGUCUCACGAGCGAAUAAGUAUCCCCAAUAAAGAUGAAGAUGAUGGAAGGAAAACGAAGGGGGGAAACGAACAGCACGGGAAAUGCUCAAAUGUGGGAAAAAAGAAACUCAAAAAAACACCAAAUUUAAGAAGCAUAAAAUCUAAGAUAGACAAUAAGCAUGUGAUAAGUAUGCAUAGGAAAAAAAACAACUGCAGAAAUGACAACGGAAAAGAGAAUGAUGAUGAUAGGUUGUUGGACCAGAAGGCAUUCUUUAACAAGUACAACUUGAGACACAAUUUAGAUUACGUGGAGCACUUCUUUCACUUUGCUCUCCUCAACGAUGAAGAUUUUAUGAGUAAUGUGAAAUCAUUUUUAAAAUUAACCAUGACGGAGCGGAAAAAAAACAAAGGCGAAAAUACUAGCAAAAAGAAUAACACCUUUGUAAAUCUGUUUGAGAUAAUCCUGCAGAAAAUGUUAUUCUCCCCAUUGUACGUGAAUGGGGUGGUGUUUUUCUUUAAAAAGAAUGAAUACAUAAAUUCCGAGUGCUUUUUCACCACAUUCUUGAGGCUCACCUCGGAUGAAAAUAAUAAUAUAAUUUACUUGAACCCAAUGGAAGGGUAUGAGGAAUUUUUUAACCCAUCUAAGUGUUCAGACAGAGGGAAAGACGCGGAAAGCGAGGAUGGAAAAAGAAGCAACGCAAAGGAGAAUACAACAACGGAUACGCAGAGACUUAAAUACUUUUAUGAAAAUAUGAGUAAAAAAUAUCAAGAAAAAAUUGAGCGGAAAUUAAAAGAAAAGGAACAAAUCGAGAAAAUAAUGGAGUCGUUAAGCGAACAUACCGAUUGGAGCAAGGCUGAACUGGUUACACGAACUGUGGAUGGCAAUGAUAAAAGGAAGGGGGACACUGUCGAGGAAGAGAAAAAUGCCAACAUAGAAAGUCAAACAGAAGAAGUAGAACAAUAUUCUUCAUCCAUUAAGAAAAAUGACGGAGAUGAAUUAAUAAGAUGCUCUAAAAAAGGUGAUCCAUGCGAAGACACAAAGGAUAGCGACAUGUUAAGCGAAAAGGGGCCGAGCAUGAAAAAAGGCGUACAGUGUAUGAAUGCGAAUGUGCACAACUCUGUGGAGAGGCUGUAUGAAAAAAUCGUAAUUUGCAAAGAAAAAAAAAUCCUGAAUAAGCAAAUAAUUAUCCAAUUGAAUACUCAUUGUGUUGAAAGAAAUGCACAAGUAGACGAACAAAUUAUCAAAUAUAAUAAAAAGUUAAGCAAAAUAAAUAGAUACAUAAAGAACAACGAAUAUGUAGAAUAUGUGUCAUUUUACAAAGAGUUAAAAAUUGCAUUGCGUAACAUAUUGAGAGAUAAUUUAAGGAAAGGAACAGAUGACGAUUCUUCCAAUUUGGUGUGUCCCAAUCUAGCGGACACUCUCGAAGGUAACACGCAAAAGGGAGAAGCGACUGAUAAUGACACAGAACAAAUGAGGAAAGAAAAAAGAAGUAACAUGUACGUAAGAAGAAUAAACAUCCAACUUAGCGAAAACUUUGUGGAAAAAAUAUAUCAAGAAGACGAGGAAUUGAAAAAUGUACAUAGUGGAGUCAUCGAUGGGAUAGGAAUAAGGGGAGAAAAGACUGAAGAGGAGGAGGAGGAAGAAAUUGUGAAAAUCACAGAAAAUACCAUCAAAGCAGUAGGGAAGAACAGAAUUAAUAAGAAAUUUGAUUCGCAGCAUCUUGAGAAGGUAAUUGGUGAAGGAAAAAUCGGAAAUACCGUCAAUGAAAAAAUGCCAAAGGGAGGCACAGGGGAAUGUUGCAACAAAAUUGAAGAAAGCGUAAAAACAGUUGUUAACCAAAAUGAAGAACUGGUCAGAUAUUUAAAACAAAAAUUUGUUCAAAUGAACUUCUUUUACUUUUUUAUAAACGAAGAAUUAUGCUUUAGAAAGAGGAAUGUUCUGAACGAAAUUUUCAAAAUCGUGCAGGAAAAAUAUAGAGACGUAAAGACGUCCGCCUACUUCUUUGACAUCCCAAACUCCAAAACGUAUGAUGCCUUUAAUAUGGAGAGCUUCAUUCGGAUUAGAAGGAAUUUGGAAAAAUGCGAGUCCAACUUUUAUGGUACCAAUGAGAAGGAGCCAGCUCUGGCGAUAGCCCCGAGAGACGGGCACGAAGAAGACAAUGUGGUAAAAGAGGAAGAGCACGGGGAUGAAGUACAAAAGGGGGAUGAACUGCAUGAUAGGGAAAGGGAGCAGGCACAAUUGGAGAACGAGGUAAAGAGAGGAAAAUCAAAAAAGAAGAAAAAGGAGAGGAAAAAAGACAGCACGAAGGAAAAGGAAGCAAAGAAAGACAAGGAAGAAAACGAAAAGGACACACUCGAAGGCGCAGUAGAUGAGCACAAAAGUGAGAAGAAGGAGAAAAGGAGAAAGAAGAAGAAGAAACGAAGUGGAAAAGAAGGCGAGGGAGAAAAAGAGAAGAAGAUGGAGAUUGAUAUGAAGGAGAAGUGUGAGACGCAACAAGAGGGGAUAGUACAGGAGGAGGACCUACGUGAUGACCCCCAAAAGAAGACGGAGAAGGACCAUAAGGAAAGUGAAAAAGAGGGAGCAAUUAAAAAUGAAAAGGAACAUCUCCAAAUGAAAGACCAAGUGGAAGAGAAGAAGAGGAAGGGAAGGAAAAAGGAAAAGGAAAAAAAAAAGGAUACCAAAGAAGAGCUAGAUGAGAAGGAGUACAAAAAAAAGGGUGAAUCACCGGUAGGUAGAAACAACCUGGACAAUAAAGGAGAAAAUAGCGAGAGGAAAAACGAAGAAGGAAAGGAAGCCCCCAACAAAAACUCAACCAACGAUAGUGAUUUGAACAAGCUGUACAUUUACGGGGGAAAGGAACUUACGGAGGAGGCCUACUUUGAAGAAUUGGAAAAAAAAAAGUAUGAAAUAAAAGAUGAAUAUGAUCACAUUUUCUAUAACAUUGGCCAUGAACAUGUAGCAGGUGAAAUGGGAAAAAGUGAAAAAAAAAGAGAUAAUUAUAUUAUCGAGUUUUUAGAAGUAGACAAAUCCUACGAUAAGAGGGACGAAAUUCGAUAUAAAAAUAUAACCCACGUAAUGCUACAAAAAAACACAUCCACGGAAAUAAAUAUAAAAAUUAACACCUGCAAAAUAGUGAACAUAAGAAAAAAAAUAUGUUUAAUUGACUUGCUUGGGAACUACUUUUAUUUAAAUCUGCUUGUGGUGAUUGAUAAGCCUAGGAUUUACUCCAAUCCGUAUUUCAUAUUUAGCAACAACGUUGUUAUGUGUGCCCCCCGAAGUAACUGCUUUGUUUUGUGUAAAAAGCUAUACAAUUUUGACCGGGUACUUAUAGGAAGAAAUAUCCACUCAUUUAAGCAUAUCAUCCAAGGAGAGUUAAAAGAUAUGUGUGAAGAACACCUCCUAAAUUAUUUAAAAAUAUUUAGAGAUACCAAUUCUCCCAAAUUAAAAGUAGCAAGAAUGAAAAGGAAAAAUAUUAUUUCCAUGUUGAGCAACUCAAGUAGCAACGAAAAUGAUAAAUACAAAUCGAAGAACUCACAUAGGAUGAAAAAUAAUGAAAUUUCUAGGCAUUUAUAUAAGCACGUACAGGUUUUAAAUUUAUUUAACUACUCUCACUUCGACUGUUUUGUUGAAAUUUCUUUUGACAAUGUGCCUUGCAUAAGUAAUAAAAAUUAUGAGGCGAAUGAAAUGAACAGUGCCGAUAAUUUCAUAAGCCAUAACGAUUUUUAUGUGUACCCGAAGAAAUUUUUCAUUCUCUCUAAGAAAUGGAAAAAAGUGAUCGUUUUGUUCUUACCUAAAAAGUUGGGUCCUUUUUUUGAAAAAUUGCAGCUGUCUAUAUAUUCGGUAACAAAUGUAGGAGUAGAUAUAAAUUAUCAAAAGGAAAUAACGAAUGGAGACAAGAAAAAGGACAACACGUUACUCUGUGAUAGCUUUUACUCUAAAGACAUAGACAUAGCCAGCAAACAGAUUGAUAAUUACUUGUAUGAUAUAUUCACAUUGUGCCUUAAAGGGGAAGGAAUAAAGUGUUGUCUGAAAACGAACGAAAGUAACUUAAACUUUCACAAAAUUCUUUUAAACUCAGUUCAGGAGAAAUAUAUAGAAAUGAAGAACUGUAGCUACUGCGACCUUGCCUGGUUUGUAGACCCUAGUGACUUGAGGAGCGACUCCCCAUUAUGCAUAAAUCCUACAAAAGGAAAUUUACUGAAAAAUGAAAAAAAAAAGCUAACAGUUACCAUAAAAACGGAUAACGUAACUGUGAUAAAGAAAGAAAUAAAAAUAAACUAUAUGGAGAAAAAUUUCAUGAAAAGUGACAAAAUGAGGAACAAUGUUUAUUUCACAUCCCUCGUGGUGGAAGCAGAAGUUUGCAAAUCCUUCAUCCAAGUAAGUACCGAAAUUGUAAACGAAGAUACGGAGGAGAAAUUCAACCCACUAUCAGAAGUUGCCACCCUUGGGGAAAUCACACUAAAACAUAAUCGUGGUGCCAGCAGAGGGUUCACCCCAAAGAGCAAGCAACUGUUGCCUGCCCACCUAGGGGAUGUUCUAGAAGAAGACAUUAACUUCAAAUAUGUGCAGGUAAAUGAAACCAAAGCAUGUUUGAUCAAAGUGAAAAAUACAGGAAAGUUCAAAAUAUUUUACGAGGCAGAAUUAAAUGAGGACUCCUUUUUAAAUUAUGCAAGUAUGGAAUGUCUAACUGACAGUAUAGAUUCAAACGAAAUGAAAAUAAUAAAACUCAAGGUAAGAUCAGGUAGGAAGGCCAAAUUGCAGAAUGUGCCUCUCAUGAUACACUUUUAUGACAUGGAGAACAAUCACAUUCAAACGUACAAAUAUGCUAUUUCUGUAUUUUUCGAUUACAACUAUGUUAGAAUUAUUCCGUCUAUUCUUAAUUAUGAUUCAGUGGAGGUUAAAAAGGAAGAAACACGAUUCUUUAACAUUAUCAAUGAUGGGCAUUUUGACUUUAAAUAUGAGAUUAAAUUGUUAAAGUGUAAAAUAAAAAACACAGAAAAGGACGAAUUAUUACGAUACAACAAUUUUGGAUGCGUGCAGUAUAAUGCAAAUGCCGACUUGAAAAGCCCCUUUUCCAUUUCACCAAUUAGCGGUUUGGUGAAAUCUAAGGGAGAAGAAACCGUCAUGGUUCAGUUUAUUUCCUCCGAAGAGAGACACUACAGAUUUGUCUACAUUAUUGAGGUGGAUAAUCUCAUGUCAGACAUGCUGCAUACUGACAGUAAGAAAAAGGAACAGAGACUUAACCGACAACCCAUUGACAAUCAGAGGGAAGUUAUUAAGAUUUUUGCCUCGUCUGUGAAGCCUACCAUUUCUUGCGAUGUGAAAAAGAUAUUCGAAGAAGUUUUGGUAUUAAAAAAAACUGAAAGCUAUGGAAACUUUUUAGAUAAUUUCUUAGGCAAAAACAGCUACUAUAAUUCAGAUGAUAAUACGCUAUACUACAAAUGGUGCCACGUGAAUGAGUGCAUUAAUGAGCGCAUAAAGAUCUGCAACACCUCCGAUGUAAAUGCCAAGGUUUAUGUAGAAAUUAAGGAAUUGGAAUUUGCCAACUAUAGAAAUAGAAGCACAAAGGGAAAAGAAAAGGAACGAGAAAAACGGGGGGACAAGGUAAAGGAGAACGAAAGCGAAAACGAACCAAAAAGAUCCAGCGUGAUUCCCCAACAAUCAUCCCCCAUCAUCCGUUUUAACAUGAGAAUUCAAAAUGACAAUGAAAUAAAAUCAAAGUGGUGUUUGACCGAAUUGAAUGAACAACGACGUGGUGUCACCUACGGUGAUGCGCCCUCCUCUAUCAGUAGCAUCACAGAGGUUGCGCGUUACCAGCAUAAAUAUUUAGACAUAUGUUUUUAUUCAAACCAAAUAGGAAGUAAAAAAUUUCUCGUAAAUAUGCACCUGACAAAUCAGCAAAACAUGUUAUGUUUUUCCUUUUACAUAAGUGUAGAAUUUUUUUUGCCCUCCAUUAAUUUGAUCAUCCCACAAAGUUUGCUUAAUCAGCGCCGAGAAGAUAAUAUUUACGAUUUGGGGGAUAUCCACCUGAACAGCGUUAUUUCGUUUAAGGUGAGGUUAAGAAAUUGCUUCAAGUAUCCUGUCUUUGUAAGGGUCUUCUUUGAAAGGGUUAAUUUGGCCCUGGAUUGUUUUCGCAGUAUGGAGGAGGGGAAAGGACAACUAAGAGACAGCACAGAAUUGGAAGUUGUUUCCAAUAGAGAGGGAGAAUUUAAUGAUAAUGCGCAUGUUAGAAUUGUCGACCUGGAGAAUGACGCAAAAGUAGCGAAACACAAAAAGGGGGAUGUAAAAAAUGGAAAUGUUUCAGAGUGCAUAUAUGAGAAAGGCAAUCCCGAUAAUGCCGCAAACUAUGAGACAUGUGUGCAGGAAAAAAAAGAUAUUUAUAAUGCCACAAAUAAGAGGUCUCUCUUUACCAGUGUUGAUGACCAUGUAGGACUGCGAACAAAAAACAACACCACCUACUUUGACUACAAAAAUGUUAAGGAUUUGGUAUACAAAACUAGGGAGAAACAAAUGUACAUGUUCAGUUUGGGCUAUCUAUACUACAUAGGACAUAGCAACUACGUGAUAAGGGAAAACGAAGUGGAAAGCAUUAAAAUAAAAGUGGAUAAAAAUAAGUUGGAAGAAAUGAUAAAGAGAAGAAACACACAAAGGGGCAAUUUAAAAGGGAUAGAAAUAGAAGGCGAACAGUGUAAUGCGGUGGAUGACGUCCCAAAUGAGUUCGAUUCCAUUGAGCAGACAACUACCACGAACGAUGAGCUUAAUACAAAGGAAUUGGAAGUAGACAAUGAGAAGGGGAAAAAAAGUGUUAAGGAAAAGCAGAAAAAGCAAAAUCUGGAUAAAAACAAGGAUACGAAUAAUGUGCCGAAAAAUAUAACCAAAAUUUCAACGACUGCUCUGAGCGCUCGCCAGGAAAAACAACUUUUAGGAAACAUACAAAUUAGCGUGCUCAAUAAUAAAUACGAAUUUUACAAUUUAAAGUUCCUUGGAAAUAUAGUAGAAAAGAAAAACUACUGGAAUUUAGAACUCUUGAAGAAUAGGAUAAGAAAUGUGUAUAACGGUAAAAAUGUGGAAAUUUUAAAAAAUCACAUCCAUUUUGAUCUUUUACCUGUGGGGUAUAAUCACUCAUUUAUGGUUCCCUACGUGAACGACAACAACCACGAUUUAUUCUUCCACAUAGAGGUGGAAAAAAAGAUAAAAAGUGUCAUUGACAUCAGGCCCUUAAGUGGUUCCAUACCACCGAAUAGCUCGUUUCCGUUCUGUGUUCAAAUUGACAUAAGGGAAGCCAUCAAUUUGGCGAAGAAGAAAAUAUCGUUUAAGUUUUCUGCAAAUCCUUUUAACAAAAAAAAUCCCAAAGUAAAAGAUGAGGAUGGAAUAUAUGAUGACUCCUUAUACGUAAGUUUAAUCUCGGAAGAAAUAAAAUUUUCCUGUAGUAAAAAAAAAAUUAUUUUCAAAAAUGUUCCUUUCUUUAAUUAUUCCAAGAGCGAAUUGCUGCUAGAAAAUAUGUCCAAUGUAAAGGUGUAUGUGGAAUUGAACAUCGUGCCAUUAAACGGGUUGGAUGACAUAACAUCUGUUUAUGCCUUCCACCCGUUUAGCCAGAAAACAGUUACUUCGCUAGUGAACAGGAUGGAUAAAAAUAUUUUAAUGAAUGAAGUUAAUGGAGAAAAGACAAAACAAUUAUUAGCGAACAUUCCAGCCAAUUGUAAGCAAAGUGGGGGCAUUAAAGAUGUUUCGGAAGUUAAUGAAUUGGUAGGAGAAACGAACAAAUGUGAAGAUAGACAAGUGGUUGUUAACCCUAAUGGGGUACAUGCGGGGGGUGAGACGGGUGAAAAUAAAACCAUAGACGAGUUUUACCUGACCAAGUACGACUUGACCUUUUCCGAUUUUGGAGAUAAUCCGCGAAACGAGGAAGGAAGUGGCUUUAACGAAACACGCAUUGAGGAGAAUGAUGUUAUUGCAAAAUGCAGCGAAAUAAAUGAAAGUGGAGAAAUAACAAACAAACCAAAACAUCAAUGUAGAGUCUUAAAAAAAUACAUAACCAUCAAGGGAAGGCACAAGAAGCGCCUUGAACUGUUUUGCUUUCACCACAUGUACAAGAAGACUUUCGACGCCGUGCUUCACAUUAAGAUAAAGUUCUAUAACCAAAUUAGCAUACCAAUCAAAAUGACAUUCGAAAAUUACAACCAAAGCAACUUAUUUGUGUUGGGGGAUUGGAAGCACAAGGGUGUUGUAGACAACGUGGAGGAGAAGAAAAAAUUCCCUUCAAAAUACAAAAUGGUUGUACUAAGCAGGGGAGUGUUAAAAAAAAUAAAUUAUAAAAUAUACAUGCUGAACAUUUCGAACGAGAGCUUACAAUACUUUUUCGAGAAAAUCUCCGAAACGGGAGAAAACGGAAGGAGAAGAAACUCCAUUACGUUGAAUAGCGGCAAACAGAAUGGGGAAAAUAACAACAACGAUAAGAAUAACGAUAAGAACAACGAUAAGAACAACGAUAAGAACAACGAUAACAGUUGUGAAUGUAUUAACUAUAGGGGGUGUGUAAAAGAAAAUAACUUUUCCCUAAUCAGAUUCCUGUUUAACAUUUCCAAUUCGAUGGAUUACAAUGGACGCUACAACCUUUAUGCAAAUGAUAAAAAAGAGCAAUCCAUCGACAUUGAGCUCAAGGUAAUUGAGCCCCUAAUCUUUUUUAAUACGUCUUCUAUACAUAUCAACAAUUUAAUAUUAGGAAAAAGCUACUGCUUCGUUUUUUACCUAAUCAAUUUUGACCUAAUGGAUAUCAAUUUUGAGUUUGACAAAAAUUCUUACAACUCGUUUAACAGCAAAAAGGAGACCAUAAAAAUUGUUCCAUUUAGGGGCGUUGUGAAAUCAUGCUAUAGGAAGAAUAAGUACAUGUACAAGGAGAUAAGGAAAUUUAAUGAGGAUAAUUCCAUAGGUGUAGACUAUCCCGAUGGAAAGGGAUCUAUCACGGAAGGGAACUCCUCCGCUUGUGCGACUUCCACGUCGAGCAAUUCGCACCAAAGUGAUUCUAAUAGAAGGGAUAUUCUGAGUGAUAUUCAUAAGAAGGUUUCUCUAAUUGGAGAUAGGAAUAAUGUAAAGAAAAGGAUAAAGAUAAAUUACGUAAACCAUUAUGAGAAUAUUAGGCUGCACAAUGAUAGUGACAAUUGUUCGUACUCGUUGACCAAUUCGUCAGACGUGUCGGCAUCUUCAUCAAAUCUCACUUCUGGCAAAAAUCAAGUAGAAGAGGGGGCACAAAAUAAACGAACCAUAUUAUAUGGAAAGUGGAAGAAGGAAUACAUUCUUUCACCUCCUUUACCACAAUGGGAAUACAUAAAUACAUCGUGCGAUUCGGAAAGUGAGUCAGACAGUGAAUGGAAUAGCAAUGAUUGCCUCAUCCUACCAGAGGGGAACAUCGGGAAGGAAGACACCACUCAUAGCAGUAAGUAUUUCCUGCUGAAUUAUUACCUGAGAAAUAUAUGGAAAAAUGAUAGUAACAAAUUUGUAAGAGACAUUAAAAAUGUGCGGGGAAAAGGUAGGUGUAAAAAAAUCAAGCUGUUCUUCAAACCGCACCUCGAACAGUUCUACAAUUUUAACCUGCUAUGCAAAAUAGGGUCAAAGGAAGAACUCCUACAGGUUAAUUUCAAAACACAGGUUAGUAAAAUUAAUAUAAAUUGCUACAUUGAAAAUUUCGACGGGGAAAAAGUACAGGUAAAUUUGGAGGAUAGCUCAUGGAGUGGAAAGCAAAAGAAAUAUAAAAGUCACAUGAUCCAUAUUUACGAUGUUAUAGAUUUUAAAGAUACCUUAAUAGGACGAAAAAAAAUGUCCAAAAUUGUUAUUGAAAAUUUAGGGAAUUUCGAUCUGGUUUAUAAAUACUACUUACAAAAAAAGGAUGAAGAAAUUGAUAUAAAGUGCAAUGGGGAUUGCAUUCCCAAGAAUUCCACCUAUUCCAUUUCUGUUGAGUAUACCCCCUUGAAGAAUCAAACAUAUGUUAACUACUUGACCAUUAAUAUUAUGGACUACUAUCUUAUUAAUUUAAAAAUAACUGCAGUUGCAAUUAAUUUUUUAAUUAAUUUUUCCUUUUACAAUUAUGACUUUGGCAAUGUUAUUUUGUUCCCAGUUCUGGAUGACAGCGCUAAGGUGAAGGGGAUAACGAAUAUAGAUCAGCGCUGUGAAGAGAGUUUUUCCUGCAGUGAUAGCUCACUAUCGUCUUUGAUUUAUACCUUCAAAAAUAAUGAAAGGGAUAAGAGGAUGAAGGAGCGCGAGGAGGAGAAAGCCAAGGCGCUCGCUGGUGAAGACGCGCAAGGUGAGACCGAUAAGCAUAAGAAGGGGAAGAAGAAAAGGCACAAAAAGGAGAAGCAGGACAAGAAGGAAAAAAAAGAGAGGAAAAAAGGGAAGGAUAAUACGCAGAAUGAAAUGGACGAAGAGGGGGACGAAACCAAAGCGGGGGAUGCCGCUGAAUACGCGGAGAAGGUAAAGGGGGAGGACAAAAUUAAGGAAGAGCACAAACAGGAGAAGCGAAACAAGAAAAAACACACACCCGAUAAGGAGAAGAACAAGGGAGAAAAUACAGAACAGGAAAAAGACCAAAGCAAAACAAACGCUGGAGAUUUGGUCCAAAGUAGAAAAAGCGGAAAGGACAAAGUCACGAAUGUUGUGGGAUCCAAAAUUAAAGAGGCGAAGAUGCAAACAGAUCAUGUAGAAAACGAAAUGGACGUACUAUCAGAAAAGGAAAACAACAAUACAGUAGAAGCGAAACUUAUCAUUAGGAACAAUAAUGAUGUGGAUUGCUACAUAGAAUAUGAGCUGAAUGAGGAAUGUCUUACCAUAAAGAACCUUCGAAAGAAGGUACACCUGAAAAGAAAAAGCAAGAUCUGUCUUCUUAUCCAAUUUAAACCAAAUGAAGAGAAGACUUAUAACUACAAAAUACCUUUUAUGAUAAAUGGAGAGGUGGACAAAAUGGUUUACAUCUAUCUAACAGGAUCAGCUACGCAUUUCAAACUCCCCUUUUCUAGUAAUAAUUCGAACGAAAUUCAAUUUCAGAAUGUACAUGUGGAUAAAGAAAGCAUUUCAAAAUUUACACUUCACAAUAAGAAUUCAGAAGAUAUAUCUUUUAACGUAUUAAAUUAUGGUUACUUAGAGAAGCACUACCUCUCGUUUGUCAAGUUUGAUAAUUCUGUUUUCCACAUAUUAAAGAAGAAGGAAAAAAAGACUUUCGAGGUGAAGUUCCUCCCCGAAAAGUAUCUUAACCUGGAAAUCCCCCUAUACCUUAGUAUAAAUUAUCGGGGAAAAAGAAUAGCCUAUUAUUUGACGAGCAUUAAAUUGAGAAGUAUAUGCUACAGAAUUGUUCUGAAGGAGAAUUUGCUUACUUUCAACAAGGCGGAGCGACAGGAGGGGCGUGUGCUGCGUGCCGCAGACGCAGGUGGAGUUAACCAAGCGGAAGAAGUUAGCCAACUUGACCAAGUUAAGGAAAAGCUGUUCAAGGACGCAAACGGGAAGAACUCCAUAAAAGGCAAGAAAAUUCAGCUGCACAACAGGGGGGACAUGAAUGCCCAGUUUCAAAUUGUGUACCCACAAAAGUACGAAAAAUUCUUGCAGGUAUAUCCAAAAAAGGGAAUUAUCUUUUCCUUCAACAUAACAAGCAUUUACAUCUUCGUGGACACUGAUUUGGUAACUAAGGAUUUGUUCCUGAAGGAUGUGUAUGUGGAUUUACUCCCCAAAUUUAAUAAAAUCAAUAGCAAAAUUUUUUUAAACAUAUUUAUAAACACGCGUAAUGAGAUGAACAAGUGUAUGAGUGGGUAUGUGAAUAAUUCUAAGUUGAUCAUUGAAGGGGGAAAUGUACAAAGUGGAGACAUUGUCAGUGUUGAGAAGGCUCAAAAUGAAGGGGGGAAAAAACAACCCACAGAUCACUCCAAGCAAAUUGAAAAGGGUGAAAAUGGUGAAAAAGACGAAAACAUCGAUUGUGAUGAGAAAAAUGUUAAUGCAAUUUGCUUGAAGAAUGAAACCGUUGUCACAUUCCUGACGGACAUCAGAAAACAGAUAUACAAGACCAUCGAAAUAUGCAACGAAACGGAAUCCAACUUUAAAAUGAAAUAUAAGUUCCUGUCCAAUGAACACAAUUUCUUCUCGCUGGAAAAACAUGAAGACAUUGUGAAACCGAACGAAAGCGGAACAUUUCAAAUCGUUUACAAUCCUCUUUUUGUUCAGAAAAGGAAGAAAAACAGUAAUAACUAUCACAACACUUUGUGCUCAAAAUAUUUGAAAUAUUUUCCCAAAAUUAAUCAUAUUUCCAAGCUGGUAAUUUAUUACCCCAAAGAGGUGGUGAAAAAUUAUACCUUAUUAGGGUAUGCAAAUAAUGCCACUUACGAAAAGAAGAAAUGUUUUGAUUUCAAAUCGAAGGUUUUGAACAGUGCUUCCAUUAGAAUAAAGAAUUGGCUAAAUGAAAACCAGAUGCUGUUCCUUUCGUCUCUUGUUUGUGACAAAGAUUUGAACAUUUCUCAUAGCGACUGCUUCUUUUUUUACAUACAAAACAAAAUUGAGCUAACGAAUAAGGAGGAAAAAAGCGUCCCAUUUAAAGUCAUAUCAUUGAAGGAAGGAACGUACCAUGUGAUGCUAACCUUUUCGAAUGAAAAAUAUGAAGACGCGUAUAAGAUCCUCCUCCAGUUUGAAAUAACCAAAAGCGAAUUUCUGUCCAUACAAAAUGUAAAGGGAAAUAAAAAAGAAAUAAUAAAAGAGCAAAUGAGCAUUUAUAACCCCUUAGAUGAGGAUAUAAAAAUGGAUGCACUCCUUGACUACACUUACGCAUUUUUGGACAAGUCUAUAAUUCUCCAGAAGAAAAAAAAUAAUAAUAUUAACAUAUACUUUUGUGUCGUCAGAAACGAGAUCGACAGAGAUGUCACCAUUUCGCUUACUAACAAAAGAACAGGAACGUACAAAUUUAAAUUUAUUCUCAACAUAAGUAUGAACGAUUUCGAAGAUAACUUUUACUUCAACACUGAUUUGGGGUCUAUUCAAAUAAAUGAAAUAUCCUUUACAAAUGUGUGCAACCAGAAAAUUAAUUACGACGUGGUCAUAGAAGAUUAUGAUGAGGAGAACAAAAACUCGAAGCAGAUAUUUCAGUGCGUCGACAAAUCCGUGAGUGCUAAAUCUGUAGAUACAAACUUUUUCUUAAAGAACAAGACUCUCAAUAACUUGACUGAGAAGAUCAACCUUACCGUCAAAUAUAACCCCCCAGGCGUGCAGACGAAUAAAGCCGUUUUGAAACUACUCUCAAAGGAGGGCAUCAUUUACAAGGGGCUAUUAAUCGGGAAAAGUGUAGCGCCGAAACCGAAGGGACCCAUAUUGUGCUCAUCGCAAAAAACCACACUCAUUUCAUUUACGAAUCCAUUCUUUCACAUGAAGCAGUUUUUUUUAAAAACGGACGAAUUUUUUUCUGUUCCAUUUGAAGUCACCAAAGUGGAAGCGCGUCAAACAGUUCAUAUACCAGUCAAAUGUAAAGCGACAAGUGUCACCUCUGGCAAGCUCAUAAUAAAGUCGGAGGAUGGCAUCACAUGGAUGUAUUAUUUGACAGGACAGUAA